Molecule: messenger RNA, 3054 nt
Organism: Ambispora gerdemannii
Lineage: Eukaryota; Fungi; Glomeromycota; Glomeromycetes; Archaeosporales; Ambisporaceae
Source: the annotation of a GenBank genome assembly
AUGCCCGAUCUCAACGAAGUCAUCCCAGAUGAAUCGGGGCACUCGAGCAAGCAAAACUUAGCCACAUGCACCAAAUGUGGGCUGGUAAUAGUGGGCCAGUUCGUAAGAGCGUUAGGUGGAACUUUUCAUUUGGAUUGCUUCAAAUGUCAGGAUUGUGGAGAAAUAGUAGCCGCGAAAUUUUUUCCAAUAGACGAACCUGACGGUAAACAGCACCCUCUUUGUGAGCGAGACUAUUUCAGCCGGUUGAAUCUCAUCUGUGCAAAGUGUGGCGGUGCUCUUCGUGGCUCAUAUAUCACAGCCCUUGAAAAGAAAUAUCACAUUGAACAUUUUACCUGUUCGGUUUGCCCAACAGUGUUUGGCCCGCAAGAUUCUUAUUAUGAGCAUGACAGUCAAGUUUAUUGUCAUUAUCAUUAUUCAACAAAAUUUGCCGUGAAAUGUACCGGCUGUCAGACUGCCAUAUUAAAACAAUUUGUCGAGAUUAAUCGUAACAACAUUGAUGAACAUUGGCAUCCAGAAUGUUAUAUGAUUCAUAAGUUUUGGAAUGUAAAAUUAUCAUCGCAUUCUGAUGACAAUCCAAAUAUAAAACAAGAAAGAGAACAUAACACACCAGAUGAACUAAAAAACCUGCAGAAGGUUAUGGAAGAAAAGGUCUACAAUAUAUGGACCGUUCUUUCUGCGUUUGAAGAAUCAUCUGCUUCUUGCAUUUCAGACAUGCUUUUGCAUGUAUCAAAUGGCGCGUAUAUUGAUGGCGUAAAAAUGGCCGAAAAAUUCAUAAUGCACGUGGAAAUUCUAUUUAUUGCUAUUGACGAAUUAGAAUAUCAAUUGACUCAAGCUAAUGGACAAGGACUCCAACAUAAUAGAGAAGCUAAAAUGUUGUGCAAGAAAAUCGUAAACUUCUUUACACUAUUGUCUCACACGCAGGAAACGGGUGUAAGACAAUUGGGAAUUACUCAAGAAUUAUUAUCGUUAGUGACAGGUUUAGCACAUUAUCUGAAAGUGUUGAUUAGAAUUGCGCUGACGGGAGCUCUAAAAUUGGAAAGAGAUUUUAAUAAUACAACGGCAAUUAGUAUAUUCUUGAAUAAAUUAAUUGAACUAGCAAAUAAUGAGAACCGGCAGCAAGAAUCUCAUAUCGACGGUGAAGUGACUUCAGAUCUUUGUCAUUCGUGUAGAAUUACCGUUGAAGAGGAAUGCUUCAAAUUUGGACAUCAUCGUUGGCACAACGGUUGUCUUCGAUGUUCGGGAUGUGGACGUGAAUUAAGUUCAAUUUAUUUAGAGGCGAGAUUUAAUACGAUAACCGAGCUAACAUUCUGUUCAAAUUGUGCUACUGAACCAUCGGCCACCGGAUUUGAACAAGUUACACAACUUGGUCAAUAUACUUACUUAUUACGGGUUGCAUUAUCACGACUUUACAAUUUGCUUCGGCGUAAAGAUGAUCUGAGUUUUUCUGAGUACGAGGCUAAUUGUGGACGCAAGGAUGAUGCUGGACUUAGCCGUAAAGAUUCACGGUCAAAAUCAUAUUCUAGCGGGGACAAUGGAUUCGAAUCAAUAAAUAUGAGCGAUAUAAAACGUAUGAAAUCUGUGCAUAUGGAUAGGAAAUUGUCCACAUCAGCAAGAAUCGCAAAAAGAUCACUUAUCAUAGAACAAGAAUCUGGACCGAAUCUUACUGGUUUUGAUGUAACACGAAAUAAUCUAAUAAGAGCACCUUCACAACGUCAAGUGAAAAUCGUAGACGAUAAGCUAUCCGAGUGUCACGAAGAGGACAAUAUUAGUUUUGAGAAUAACGAAAAUGAACCUAUCACUUUAGGAGAUCUUUCGGCGAUGGCCGCGACCGCACAAGGACGAACCCCCGCGGAGAAAUUGCAACUCAAAAGACAAAAACGAAUGUCAAAGACAAAAAAUUAUCUGUCUGAAUUAUCUCCGAUAGAAUUCUUUAUCGUCAAACACGUUGCAGUUCUUAUAAUGGAUCAAUACUUAAAAGAACAUUAUAACCUUGAAGAGUUACUCGAUCUGAUUGGUUCCAAAAAGGCAACUCUUUGGACUAAAUUUGUCACCACUAUUAAGGCGGCAGAGAAAAAACCCGUGAAAAAGAAAGGUACAUUUGGUGUACCUUUGGAAACACUCGCUGAUAGAUACGGCGUAGAUUCGGUUCUUGGUGCAGGCCCCGGUCGAAUAAAAAUCCCCUCUUUUAUUGAUGAUAGCAUAGCCGCAAUGAAAACAAUGGAUAUGUCUGUUGAGGGUAUUUUCCGUAAAAAUGGGAAUAUUAGACGGUUAAAAGACCUUGUCGACGCGAUUGAUAGAAAUCCCUCAACGGUGAAUUUGUCUGAAGACAAUCCUGUACAAGUUGCUGCUUUAAUGAAAAAAUUCCUUCGUGAUCUCCCUGAUCCAUUGCUCACCUUUAAGCUUCAUAAACUAUUUAUUACCUCUCAAAAACUUGAGGAUGAGGUAGCACGUAAAAAGAUACUUCAUCUUACUUGUUGUCUCAUGCCAAAACAGAAUCGUGAUACUAUGGAAGUAUUAUUCAUAUUCUUAAAAUGGGUGGCAUCAUUUUCACAUGUCGAUGAAGAAACUGGCAGUAAAAUGGACUUGCAUAAUCUUGCGACUGUAAUUACUCCGAAUAUUCUAUAUUCUAAAUCAAAAGAUCCAACAAAAGAUGAUUCAUUUUUGGCUAUAGAAGCUGUACAUAGCCUUUUACGAUAUCAGGAUGAAUUUUGGACGGUCCCGGAGGAUCUAAGUGCUAUUCUUCAAGAUCAAGAUUUAUUUAAUAAUUUAGAGGCUUUAACAACUAAAGACAUUCUAAAAAGAUGUGAAAAAAUUGUUAAAUUGAAAAGAUCGCAUUCAUCUGAAAAUUUACAUCUUGUCGAUAGUGGAGAUGAGCAAACGGGUAGUGUGGCAGAAGGAGGAUACAUAACAAUUACAUCAUCUGACAAUUUUAAUCCGUCUAAUCAGUCGUCUAUAAUUCGAGAUGAAAAUAGUGAAGGCAGCUUAUAUCCUACAUCAACAACGACAUUAGUUAACAGUGAAAGUUCUAUUCCAGUUGAACAACAAGCUUCUUGA